UAAUAAUAGUACAAGAAAGUUAUCGAGUAAAAAAGGAGACCCGGAAAUCUCGAAUCCCAAACCAACCUUGAGAACGAAAGCAGCUGCUGAUUGGCCAGAACUUGAUGCCAGAUAGGCCAAAAGUAGCCGCGUCAUGUGAUCGCGUUUAGUAGUGCCCAAUAAGCGACACCCGCACUUGAGCCUCCUUGACAGGGGCAAAAGUUGUUUCCAUCUUGUCCGGUCAUAUAUUUUCUGCGUUCUUCCCUCCCGUGCUUGCUGCCUGCCAGCUUAACAACGCCGUAUUUAGCCCAUAUACCUCUACCGUUAGCCAAUACUUAUUUUAUUCUCGCGUUAUAUUCUCUUUCGGCUGGCCCUGUUUGCCAAACGUCUCCACUCCUCCAACUAUUUGAACCUCAUGCCGACUGCCUCCUCUGAGGGGCGAGUAUAAAACCUACUUUUGCCCGCUCCUGCCCGCCAUACGGAUACCAUUCCAUCUCACUGAAUGCUACGGCCGAUAAUUCAGCUGUCCCCCGCACAAUGAAUAGCUCAAAAGCUACGAAAGGCGGCCGCAGCCGCACCGGAACGCCAGAUCGGGGAGGAGGAAUUCGCAAACGAGGGGCCCCUUCUCGCGUAGAUCGGGAUGGUGACCUGGACAUGGAUGGCGCUGUGUCUGGAAGAGGGCGCGGAGGACGAAGUCGCGGGCGUGGUGACUCUGGGGGCAGGGCUGUUCCAGGAGCUGGGGGCUUGGGUCAAAGGAGAGAGCCGAGACGGCUAGGCGACAAAGAAAAGACUUUGGAUGCACUGGAAAAAGCUAUCUUCAGCAAUGCAUCCUCCCAGGUGAAUAUCGGACACGGUCGCCCUCGGACACAGGGCAAAGGGUUGGUUCAAGUCAGCGUGCGGGGAUGGAAACGCAGCAAAGCGGCUUCGAAUCCCGACGGUGGUAUUGAAAGCCUCAUUUUGUUCCUCGAGAGAAGAGCCCACCCCCCAAACCAAGGCACUGCGGCCCACUCACGAUUUAAAAUUUCCAAGUCACAUGUCGAAGGGGAUGCUUUAAUUAUAUCAGUUCGCCCGGAGCAGGUGGGAUGGGUUUUAAAGGUCAACGGUUCGAGCUUUGCGGGCGAGCCACUUACUAUUGAAGAAUACCGCGACUCCAGUGUCAGUCACACACAAAAGAAACCACUAUCGGAAGCCGCCCUCGAUACAAAGGCUAGAAUGACUGCGUUUUUAAGGAAGAGAUACUCUGAGCCAGGGAAACUCUUAAACCUUUCACAGCUUGGCACCGAUCAAGACCUUCUCGACAUGGGCAUGUUCAACACUGCUGCUACGGAGUCUAAAUUCUUUCCGGCUCUCAUGAAAAUAUGCGAACUUACAUUCGACUCUCCCGAUAAACGAAGGGAUCUUGUCCACAGUGUCACCCUGGCUCAGAAUAAACUUCCGAAUGUUACUUCUGUUACUACGCUAUCACAAACAUUCCCAGCUCUUAAACAUCUCGAUUUAUCAAACAACCAAUUUAAGGAUAUUCAAUCACUACUUGCUUGGAGGUGGAAAUUUAGAGAUCUCGAAUUUCUCGAUCUUACAGGAAACCCAAUCAGCGCUGACCCAAACUUCAAGGAAACUAUGCUCAAGUGGUAUCCCAGACUCAGAACGCUAAAUAAUGUUACCGUGCGAACAACGGAAGAAAUAGCUGCUCAACGGAAAACUCCGAUCCCGAUCCAACCUGCUAGUUUCCAAGAUGAAUCCCGAAUUGGUGAAAAUUUCGUAAAAGCAUUUUUUACUGGAUUUGACAACGAUCGAAACGACCUGGUGAGUGGGAUCUACGACGCCAAAUCGACCUUUUCACUAAGCGUCAAUCCCGUGGCUCCACGAGGCCUGCGAGGAAAUAACGUUUCAGGAUGGGAUUCGUACAUCAGAAAAAGUAGAAAUCUCCUGAGAGUUAGCCAUCUCCCUGCGCGAAUGGCCCGCAUCUUCGUUGGUACCGAAAAAAUUCGCGAAGUAUGGAACUCGUUGCCAAAAACGAAACAUCCUGAUAUUCUUGCAGACCCAAAAGAGUGGCUAAUAGAAUGCCAUCCCAUCCCUGGUCUUCCCGAUCCCACCAGCCAGAGCGCCACAGGGGUUGGCGGUCUUCUUAUAACCGUCCAUGGAAAGUUUGAAGAAUUUGAGGAACCAGCUAUGAACAAAACACAAAUGCGGAGUUUUGAUCGUACUUUCGUCCUUGGACCAGGCGGUGGAGUUGGUGGUUUACGAGUUGUUAAUGACAUGCUCUGUUUGAGGGCAUUUGGCGGGUCCGAAGCAUUUGUUCCAGAGACGGAACAGCCUCCUACGAACGCAGCUAUUCCACAAGCUGCGCAGACAUCUAUUCCGGCCCCGAUCGCCGCUCCCAUCCCAGGCCCUAUCACGACCCCGAUCCCCACCACCCAGCAAGUUCAUCCUGAGGCAAAAGAUGGUUUCGGAUUAGCAGUACCUGGAAAGCCAGAAGAGCAGGUCCAGAAGGAACGAACUAUUCUGGAAACCAGCUUCCGAACGAAAAUGACAUUAGCAUAUUCAGAGAUGGCUUUGUCUGGAAACAACUGGGACAUAGAAGCAGCGUUGAAGAACUUUGAAGAGUUGAAGAAUCAGGGAAAGCUCCCUCCGGAUGCGUUUUUGACUGGAGUAUAAUUACAAUCUAUUCAUAUAGCGAACUAUUGGCAGGGGUUGGGAUAUAGAAGAAAGCAUGCAACGCCUAUUGAUUUUGGGACGGUCAUUUACUGGAGCACUAAAAGGAACAUAUCAGGUAAUUCUGAGGAAGCGGCCAAGGCAAGAGAGAUUGAAACUGCUGGACUGAGCGCUGUUGCUGAACAAGCAGCCAGCUCAAAUGGGCGCUACAGGUGUUUGUGUUUUGCUACUUUUGAAGUUUAUAUCUGAAGGCACUACGAAACGGUAUUGUUGCUGCACUCAAAGGGGUUAGGUUCAGUUAGAUAUAGAAAUUCGUUUCGAUGCAGGACCAAUGGAAGACCAACUUGCCACGGUAGCAAGGUACAAUUAUCUGAGAUGUAUCAGUUAGAUAAGCGACUACAUAAACUAUUUCGAAGUCCCAUACUUAAAUUGUAGUAAUAUAAGCAACAUAUCGUAUUUCCCCCAUUUUUAUAAGUUUGAAAAGGAGAUCU
Molecule: messenger RNA, 3122 nt
Organism: Blastomyces dermatitidis ER-3
Lineage: Eukaryota; Fungi; Ascomycota; Eurotiomycetes; Onygenales; Ajellomycetaceae
Product: mRNA export factor mex67
Exons: 3
Coding region: 517-2634 (705 amino acids)
Biological process (GO): poly(A)+ mRNA export from nucleus
Cellular component (GO): nucleus
Molecular function (GO): RNA binding; protein binding
Source: RefSeq, a predicted model, not a curated record